AUGCAGUCAAACUCUCAAGUCUGAAAUUUUUGACCCUCUCCACCUGGUGGCUACUCCAUCUCCCCCAAAAAUUCCCAAACCCACAAAACACAAGAGAGGAGACCCAUCACUUCUUAAUGGCGAUAACACUCAAUAGAAGAAGAAAUACAAUCAGUACUUCUCUUAGUUCUUGCUUGUUCGAAAUUCCCUGUAUCCUAAUUCCCCUUCACCACUUUCGUUUUCAUUACAUCAGAAUAAUGUUAAUGGCAACGUCGAGAACAACAGGAGUCAAGUUGUUAGAGAGCCAAGCAUUGCUAUUGAUCAGAAACCGAAAGGGAAGCGAUGGACUGAGGAAGAGCACAAAUUAUUUUUAAUUGGUCUAAAUCAGAUUGGGAAACAUGAUUGGAAAGAAAUUUCACAGAAGUUUGUGACCACCAAAACCCCAGCCCAGGUUGCUAGUCAUGCACAGAAAUAUUUCUUGAGACAGGCAGAAACUAAUAAGAUGAAACGUAGACCGAGUGUGUUUGACUUGACUCUGCAGAAUGAAGCGGAAAUCUCUCCGUCUGCUCCUAAGGAUUGCCAAGUUUCACAAACUAACAAAAGUGAUGCUGAAAAGUCAUUAGAGGCUGGCUGCUCUGAAUCUUUGGCCUUGGAUAUUCCACCACUUGCUCAAAUUCCAGCCUCUGUAUGUGGUGCUCCAAAUUAUUGUCAGAUUCCUUCCAUGGUGGGAAUGCCUGGCAGUGCACUGUUCAUCCCAAACCCAAUGGUGAAUUUUGCCAGCCAAAGUUGUUCGUGCUGGUUGCCUGGAACCCAGCAGACUUUUUGUACUGGUGCUUCUGGUGUUAUAGAUCCAUCCGACAUUCCUUCACCACCAUCUUUCUGUCGCAGUCUAUCUGAUUUAGGCAAUAGGCUUUUAUCAAUUGCUAGAGAUGUUGAAGAGCUUACAACAGGACAGCCUCAGACCUCCCGAGGAAUAAAUGUAUCCACUCAAACAUCUGGAGCUAUUGGAGUGACAUGAAAAGUUUUGAUGAGUUGAAGCUUGAUUUUUGCAUUUUGAUUUGUCAGCUGAAGGCUAUAAAUUUUUCCCCCCAUGCGUAUAAAAUAUAGUUAGAACAAAGAGGGAAUUUAUUCUUUAAUAUUUGAGUACUUAGAGAUAUUUUACACUA
This is a messenger RNA of Quercus robur (English oak), 1145 nucleotides long. RefSeq lists its product as uncharacterized. The record is from RefSeq and is a predicted model, not a curated record. NCBI's taxonomy places the organism in Eukaryota, Viridiplantae, Streptophyta, Magnoliopsida, Fagales, Fagaceae. The coding region runs from base 482 to 997 and encodes 171 amino acids. The transcript is spliced from 5 exons.